AUGUCGGGCUUCCAAAUUCCCGGCCUGGGACAGGCCAAGCCUAACGAAACACUGCCGCCGCUGCCACCCGACCUAGUUGCUGCCGCUGCAAGCGCUGCUGGGCACGAGGACCUCCCAGAUGCGCCCGAGACACAGACGGCCGGAAACCCAACUACGGAGGCUUCAGCCCCGGCCCCGGCUCCGGCUGCUACUGAUGCCGACGCCAUGGCUGUCGACGAGCAGCCCCCUGCCAGUCCGCCAUCUCUAACAGGAGCCCUCGAAGCCGCGAUUGGCGGUCUCGCCAGCCAACCUACGCAGCAGCCGCCCGCGGAAGAGCAGCAAGCACCCACGACAGAGCAAGAAGCAUCCACUCAAGAGCAGCAAGUACAUCAGCAGACAGAACAAGCUGCGCUCCAAAGCGUAGAUCUGCAAAACGACACCGGCGAGAACCCCGAGUGGGAGAUUGACUCCUCCCCCUACGAGUCUUCCGAGUCCAGCUCCGAUUCCUCUUCCGACUCCGACGACUCUGACAAUGAAGGCUAUGAAAUGCUGGGCGUCGAGGAGACGGCACGCAUGCUCAUGGAAGCCGGCUCCGACGACGAAGGUGGUGGCCCCAGCGGCGGCGCCAAAUCUGGCGCCGCCGCGCAGCUGCGUACCAAGAACGAGCUCGCCGACGAACCCGUCAUCGCCCGUCCCGACGUUGUCAUCACCGAAGACAUGCCCCUCGAAGUUCUGGGCGCCAUCGAGCACAUUGUCGACACGACAGCGCUCGUCGCGGGCGUCACCCCUGGCGAGUACCAGGUACUAGACUCGGGCUCCGUGCUGUGCACCGCGUCGCGCGUCGUCGUUGGCGCCGUCGCCGAAACCAUUGGCAAGGUCACGCGGCCCAUGUACACAGUGCGCUUCAACAGCGCCGACGAGAUUGCGGAGCUGGGCCUCGCGGUCGGCACCGACCUCUACUACACGCCCGCCCACGCGACCUUUGUCUUCACGGCGCCGCUAAAGGCCGUAAAGGGCUCCGACGCUAGCAACCUCUACGAUGAAGAGGCUGCCGCCGAUGAGGUCGAGUUCUCCGACGAUGAAAAAGAGGCCGAGCACAAGCGCGCCGCCAAGCAAAAGAAGAAAGAUAAGUGGAAGGCAAAUAACCCAGAAAAGGCAGCGGCUGCUGCCGCGGCCCGCACCAAAGAUCACCCCCUCCGGCAGCAGCACAAUGUCGAUGCGGGCCUCAACUACGACGACGAUGAGGAUGGCCCGUACAAGCCCCUCGCGCGACCCUCGUCACUAGCCAGCGGGCCUGGCGCCUCGCAGUACGAUCAGCCCCCAUCGUCCUCCCGACACGGCGGCGGUCGACGUGGAGGCGAUUUUCGCGGUCGUGGACGUGGCGGCGGUCGCGGUAGCGGCAGCCGAGGAGGAUAUGCUCGUGGUGGGGGCGGCGGCAGCAGCAGCAGCAGAGACGGUUACUCGCUGCCUCCCCAGGGCAACCAGCAGCCGCCGAACCACUACGCCCCGCCUCCGCCCCAGUCCGUGCCGCAAGGCGCGUUCGGGGUGCAAUUCCCUGGGUGGCCGCCCGCCGCCGCUCCUCCGCCGCCGCCGCCGGGCUGGCCUGGGUCUGUGGCUGCUGCCGCUCCGCCGCCUCUUCCGUCAGCGGGGCAGGGCGGCAGCGGCUUCAACAUUGAUCCAGCCAUGAUUGCGGCCAUUAUGGGGCAAAUACAGGCGCAGGCCGCCAAUAACGGCGGGCAGCAGCCCCCGGCGUGGAAUGGACAGCAGCCGCCUGGCCGGUGA
Beauveria bassiana ARSEF 2860 is the source of this 1761-nucleotide messenger RNA. Its product is annotated as NAF1 domain-containing protein. Lineage: Eukaryota; Fungi; Ascomycota; Sordariomycetes; Hypocreales; Cordycipitaceae. The record is from RefSeq and is a predicted model, not a curated record. The transcript has a single exon. Gene Ontology annotation, biological process: pseudouridine synthesis; box H/ACA snoRNP assembly; ribosome biogenesis. Gene Ontology annotation, cellular component: sno(s)RNA-containing ribonucleoprotein complex. Bases 1 to 1761 code for a protein of 586 amino acids. Gene Ontology annotation, molecular function: RNA binding.